CUGCGCUGGCGCAGAACGAAAGAUCCUUUCUCAAGAACCGGCAAGAUGGCGGAAGUAGAACAAAAGAAGAAACGGACCUUCCGCAAGUUCACCUACCGCGGCGUAGACCUCGACCAGCUGCUGGACAUGUCCUAUGAGCAACUGAUGCAGCUAUACAGCGCGCGCCAGCGACGGCGGCUGAACCGCGGCCUGCGGAGGAAGCAGCACUCGUUGCUGAAGCGGCUGCGCAAGGCCAAGAAAGAUGCGCCGCCCAUGGAGAAGCCCGAGGUGGUGAAGACGCACCUGCGCGACAUGAUCAUUCUGCCCGAGAUGGUGGGCAGCAUGGUUGGCGUCUACAAUGGCAAGACCUUCAACCAGGUGGAAAUCAAGCCUGAGAUGAUUGGCCACUACCUAGGCGAGUUCUCCAUCACCUACAAGCCCGUGAAGCACGGCCGGCCCGGUAUCGGGGCCACCCAUUCCUCCCGCUUCAUCCCCCUCAAGUAACCUGCUGGCCAAUAAAAGCAGAGAUUUCUCUAGACCCGA
Budorcas taxicolor (takin) is the source of this 522-nucleotide messenger RNA. It is a transcript of the gene RPS15, whose product is annotated as ribosomal protein S15. The record is from RefSeq and is a predicted model, not a curated record. Lineage: Eukaryota; Metazoa; Chordata; Mammalia; Artiodactyla; Bovidae. Gene Ontology annotation, cellular component: ribosome; cytosolic small ribosomal subunit. The transcript has 4 exons. The coding region runs from base 46 to 483 and encodes 145 amino acids. Gene Ontology annotation, molecular function: structural constituent of ribosome; RNA binding. Gene Ontology annotation, biological process: translation; ribosomal small subunit assembly.